Perkinsus marinus ATCC 50983 is the source of this 990-nucleotide messenger RNA. RefSeq lists its product as hypothetical. The transcript is spliced from 2 exons. NCBI's taxonomy places the organism in Eukaryota, Perkinsozoa, Perkinsida, Perkinsidae. The record is from RefSeq and is a predicted model, not a curated record. Bases 1 to 990 code for a protein of 329 amino acids.
AUGUUGCAGACCUCUAUGCGGGUCACCCUCCAAGAGUUCGACAAUGAAGUUGCCCCUGAGCUCGAUAUCGGUCCCUACUGUGUCCGAUCGUUCAUGGAUGAUAUAGCUCAGGGUGCAGAGACCCGCUGCGAUAGGGAUAUGUUGGCAGAUGGGGUUCAUCGAGUGGUUGUCAGAAACGGCUUCUCCGAGCAGGAAUCGAAGCGCCUGCAGAACAGAGUUAAUGGUACCGACUCCUCAGGGGACAAAGCUGGCACCCUCUUUGGUGUUCAGUUGCUGAUGCGGGCGGCUGUGCGUGCUGGCAAGACCAUGGACGAUCCUCUUGCUCCUGAUCUCGUACGUCGAGCUUAUUUGCUACAAGAUGCUUACGCCAGAACGGUAGGGACCCCGCGAUAUGUGCAGGGGGACACGCUGGUGGUUGCCUGUGAUGCAUCUCUUGUAGGCUGGGCUUGCACAGUUACGGACAUCGAUGGCACGCGACUGUACCCACGGGGCGGUCUCCAUGAUGUUGGACAUGAGAGCUGGUCCAUACCGAGGUUAGAGCUCUACGCGCUGGUGGAGGCCCGCAAGACUAUCGAUAGCGUGCUCUCGGAGGACCCCAAGGUCGAGAAGAUUAUCCUGCUGAGUGAUAGCUCCAUUAAUGUGCAGCGUCUCACCUCUAAAGGCAGUAUCUCCAGUAAACUGGUUCCGUGGGAUGUGCGCACCAUUGCUGUCCUGCGUUCGUGGUUGAAAGACGUUCCGGUGGUCCUCGGUCAUGUUAAGGGUACUGGGAACCCCUCAGACUGUGCAUCGCGUGCUCUGUAUCCUAAUUCAUAUGAUGAGGAAGCCUAUCAGUCCACGGUCGCCAGUCUCCGGGAGAAUUUCGAGUCUAUACGACAACGGCUCGCAUCAUCUGACUCUGUGCCGUCGGAUGUCCGGUUCGACGUGGAUUUGCUGGCUGGUUCUUCAUGGGGUGAUGAGAGAGGUGAUGAUCAUCAUCAGAUGAUGACGUGA